AUGCCUCGAAAACGCAGGGCUGAUGAUGAGGAUGGUGACGAGGAAGACGAGUAUAAUGAUACUCCCGCGCGCGCGCAGACUCAGCGAGCCACGCAACACCGACGGAGUGCCACCCCCGAAUCUGAAAACGAAUACCAUCCCGGUGGACACCUGCAGACGUCCGUGUCGAUGAACGUGAUGGUGAAGAAACUGGUCCGGCUGGCCUUAGCUAGCGAAUACUCACGCCAGCCCAUUCGUCGAACAGAUAUAUCUGCCAAAGUCCUAGGUGAUGGUGGAGCGCGGCACUUUAAGCUUGUCUUUCUUGAUGCCCAGAAGACGUUAAAGGAAGUGUUUGGUAUGCAGAUGGUUGAACAGCCAAGCAAGGACAAAGUGACAAUUAGCCAGAGAAGAGCGGCGCAACGUGUGGAAAAGUCGAGCACGUCGAAGUCAUGGACUGUCAUCUCCACUCUACCUCCCGCUUAUAGAACUCCAGAAAUCUUACCGCCAUCCAGGGCACCUAAUUCCUCUACUGAAAGCUCAUAUAUUGCAAUAUACACAUUUAUUAUAUCCUUGAUCAUGCUAUCAGGUGGAUCGUUAUCAGAGGACAGGCUGAAUAGACACCUCCGCCGCGUCAAUGCGGAAAACCACACACCGCUUGAUAGAACGGACAAGUUACUUGCUCGACUAUGCAAGGAAGGGUACCUGGUCAAGGUACGUGAUACAGAUGCGGGAGAAGAGACGAUUGAAUAUUUCGUUGGCCAAAGGGGUAAGAUAGAGGUUGGCGUGUCCGGGGUAUCAGGGAUGGCAAGAGAGGUAUUCGGCAUUGCGCAAGGGAGUGAAGAAGAUAGCGAGCAGUUCGAAAAAAGAUUGAAAAGAAGCUUACGCUAUAAGGAGAACACCGUUGCGGAGGCAGAAAAUGCAGAGGCUGAGGCGCCGCAAAGAAGAGGCCGCAGGGGAGAUGAUGAGUCUGAUUGA
This is a messenger RNA of Nannizzia gypsea CBS 118893, 954 nucleotides long. RefSeq lists its product as hypothetical. The record is from RefSeq and is a predicted model, not a curated record. Gene Ontology annotation, cellular component: nucleus. Gene Ontology annotation, biological process: DNA repair. The coding region runs from base 1 to 954 and encodes 317 amino acids. NCBI's taxonomy places the organism in Eukaryota, Fungi, Ascomycota, Eurotiomycetes, Onygenales, Arthrodermataceae. The transcript has 3 exons.